Drosophila pseudoobscura is the source of this 7071-nucleotide messenger RNA. It is a transcript of the gene Abca3, whose product is annotated as ATP binding cassette subfamily A member 3. Gene Ontology annotation, cellular component: intracellular membrane-bounded organelle; membrane. The transcript has 12 exons. Gene Ontology annotation, biological process: transmembrane transport; lipid transport. The record is from RefSeq and is a predicted model, not a curated record. Bases 785 to 5971 code for a protein of 1728 amino acids. Gene Ontology annotation, molecular function: ATP hydrolysis activity; ATP binding; ABC-type transporter activity. Lineage: Eukaryota; Metazoa; Arthropoda; Insecta; Diptera; Drosophilidae.
UGAUUAUUUUUUUUUGUCUAUUCCGUUUUACUCCGCCGCUUCGUGUUGGUUGCCGUUUGGCCGUGCGCGUCUCGUCGGCAACAGAGUGUAGUAGUUUUUCUCUCUCUCUCUUCUCGCUUCUCGGCUUGCUUUACUAUUUCUCUGCUUCUCUAGUUCUCUGCCGAGCUCCGAGAGUUCAGUAGUUGUGUUUUUGGCGUUAGAAGAACUUCAUAAAUAAUUUUUAAUCUAAUAUUUUAACAAACACAAAAUCAGUUUUUUUUUGCUCGAUCGCGUGCCCCGUCCGUGUGAGUUCGUAUUUGUUUGUUUGUGUUCGUGUUUGUGUGCUGUGUGAAACAGCUGUGCGCGAAAGAGCACACCAAACAACAAAAAAAUAAUCCAUAACCAGAGUGCAAAAGUCCUAAGAAUAGAGCACCCUUCCGCCCUCCUCCUCCCCAGUCUUUCAACCUUUUUAGUGAAUGGAAUGUCGUAGAAUUUUCGCCGCUAGGGCCGUCAAUGACGACGCAGAUAGCAGGAGUGCAACUGGAUAACUGUGAAACUGCAAGGAGAUACAAAAGAAAAAAACCUUGCCCGUAACACCUCGCCCCAAACAUGAUAGAUGCUAGACUUGAACAAUUUUCAGAGUAAAAAGAGAGGACACAACCCUAUAGCCCUCUGGGUUCUUAAAUCACACUAAAAAAGGUUUCAGAGAGCUCUACCUGAUUUUAAACGAUUUUAAUGCUGGGAUAAACCAAAAACCACAAACAAAAAAACAAAUCCAAGAGAGACAAAAGACCAUCAAGCAGCGAUGGCAAAGGUCACCAACUGGGACAAGUUCGUCCUUCUGCUGUGGAAGAACUGGACGCUACAAUGGAGCCACAAGUGGCAGAUGGUCAUCGAAUUGGUGCUCCCGGCGAUCUUCUCCCUGCUGCUGGUCCUCGUCCGCACUCUGGUCGACACCGAACCGAUGCCUGACCGGCUGUACCAACAGCAGAACAUCUCCAAUCUGGAUCUGCUGAAACAUACGUUGCAUAGUUCGUCCUACUUUGGCAAACUCCUAGAGCUGAUUGCACCCAACCGAAGGAGCAACACCGACACGAGUCUGAAACCUUUCCUCUUCAAACUGUACUACUCGCCGUACAAUCCCGUGCUGGACAAGCUCGUCAACGAGACCUGCAGGCUACUGCAGCUACAGAGCUACCACUCAUCGGUGGAUGCGGCCACAUUGCAGUCGGAUCUGGUGGCGGAGCGAGCCUUUGCGGGCAUACAAUUCAGCGAUGAUUGGUCGACGAUUGGUAUCAACGACUCCCUGCCGGAUGACUUCAGCUUCGCCCUGAGAUUCCCCUCGGAGCUGCGAACGGCCACGAUAGCGAUAGCCAACACGUGGCUGACAAUGCGGCUCUUUCCCAGCAUUGAUUUGACGGGGCCGAGGAAUGAGCCGGAGGAAGACGGUGGCAUACCGGUGGGAUAUCUGCGAGAGGGCUUCCUGCCGCUGCAGCAUGUCCUGUCGAUGAGCUAUCUGCGACAGAAGGCCGAGGUGCUGUCGGAGAAUGUGACCCUGCCGGAGGUGUGGAUGCAGCGAUACCCGUUUCCGGCCUACAUCUUUGAUCCCCUGCUGGAGGGCAUGUCUUCGAUAAUGUCGCUGAUUAUCCUCCUCAGCUUCAUCUAUCCGUGCACGUACAUCACAAAGUACAUCACCGCCGAGAAGGAGAAGCAGCUCAAGGAGGUAAUGAAGAUCAUGGGCCUCAGCAAUUGGCUGCACUGGACCGCCUGGUUCGUCAAGUCCUUCAUCAUGCUGACCAUCUCGGCGAUUCUCAUUGCCAUACUCGUGAAGAUCAACUGGAGCGAAGGCGUUGCCGUCCUGACCCACGCAAAUUUCACCGCCCUGGUGUUCUUUCUGAUCGUCUACGUCGUCGCGAGCAUCUGCUUUUGCUUCAUGAUGGCCACGUUCUUCUCCAAGGCCAGCACUGCCGCGGCUGUGACGGGUCUGAUCUGGUUCAUUGCCUACAUCCCAUUCUCCUUUACAAUCAACACGUACGACGAUCUCAGUCUCGGGACGAAGCUGGGCUGGAGCCUGAUCUCCAACACGGCCAUGGGCUUUGGCAUUAAGCUGAUCCUUGGAUUCGAGGGCACCGGCGAGGGUCUCCAGUGGAGCAAUCUCUUCACCCCCGUGUCCGUUGACGAUACCCUGACGGUAGGGGCUGUGAUGCUGAUGAUGCUCGCCUCCUGCUUCAUUUGCAUGACCAUCUGUCUGUAUGUGGAGCAGAUAAUGCCAGGGAGCUUUGGUGUCCCGAAGCCAUGGAAUUUCCCCUUUACUAUGGAGUUUUGGUGCGGCGAGAGGGAGUAUAUGGGUGUCGAAGAUAUGCCCGUCAAUGGGGGGCUGGAGGAGAACCGCGAUCCGAAUGCCUUUGAAAGGGAACCGGAGGGCAAACACAUCGGUGUACAGAUGCGGCAUCUGAAGAAGAAAUUCGCGGACAAAAUGGUCGUCAAGGGUGUGUCGAUGAACAUGUUCGAGGAUGAGAUCACAGUGCUACUCGGACACAACGGCGCUGGCAAGACCACGACCAUAUCGAUGCUCACGGGCAUGUUUCCGCCGACCAGUGGCACGGCUAUACUCAAUGGCAGCGACAUACGCACCAAUAUCGAGGGGGCGCGCAUGUCCCUUGGCAUCUGUCCGCAGCACAAUGUCCUCUUCGACGAGAUGAGUGUCGCGAAUCACAUACGCUUCUUCAGCCGCAUGAAGGGGCUGCGGGGCAAGGCCGUCGAGCAUGAGGUAAACAAGUACCUGAAGAUGAUCGAGCUGGAGGACAAGGCGAAUGUGGCCUCCUCGAAGCUAUCGGGCGGCAUGAAGCGAAAGCUCUCUGUGUGCUGUGCCCUGUGCGGCGACACCAAGGUGGUGCUGUGCGACGAGCCCAGCUCUGGCAUGGAUCCGUCCGCUCGCCGACAGCUGUGGGAUCUGCUGCAGCAGGAGAAGAUCGGUCGGACACUGCUCCUGACGACACACUUUAUGGACGAGGCGGAUGUGCUCGGCGAUCGCAUAGCCAUCAUGUGCGAUGGCGAGCUCAAAUGUCAUGGCACAUCGUUCUUUUUGAAGAAGAAAUACGGCUCGGGCUAUCGAUUGAUCUGCGUGAAGCGUGACAACUGCGAGACGAACGAGGUGACGGCCUUGCUGCAGAAGUACGUGCCUGGCCUGAAACCCGAGUGCGAUAUUGGAGCGGAGCUCUCGUACCAAUUGCCGGAUAACUAUUCCUCGAAAUUUGAGGAGAUGUUCGGGCAGCUGGAGGAGCAAUCGGAUGAGCUGCAUCUGAAUGGCUAUGGCGUGGGCAUCACCUCCAUGGAGGAGGUCUUCAUGAAGGUCGGUGCCGAGAAGGAUGGCGCCGGCAAUCUGAAGGAUGCCAGCGAAAUAAUGAACGGCGGCACUGGCUAUAGCAAGGAGGACAACAACCACCACGACAACGAAUCGAUACAGUCCGAUGGCAUCUUCUCCGAGAAUCGUCGCCUGCUUCAAGGAAUGAAGCUCCUUUCGAAUCAAUGGAAAGCCAUGUUCCUCAAGAAGAUCUUGUACACGUGGCGCAACAAGCUGCUGCUCCUCAUCCAGAACUUAAUGCCCAUUUUCUUUGUGGUUGUCACGAUCCUCAUCAUCGAAACGCAGGGCACCUUCAUGGAACUGAAGCCCAUCACCAUGUCCCUCACACAGUAUCCUUUGGCUGUGACAGUACUGGAGCGCCAGGAUUUCAGGAAUGGCUCACUGGGCGACCGCAUAGCCACACAGUAUGCCGCCUUGGCCCAGUCCUAUGGCUCAGAUUAUGAGCUGCAAGAGACGCCCGCAGAGAAAUCCUUCACGGACUACAUCCUGGAGCUGGGCAGGACGAUACAGGUGCGGAUCAAUUCGCGUUACCUCACAGCGGCCACUGUCAACGAGACGCAUAUUGUGGCCUGGCUGAACAACCAGCCAAUGCAUACGGCGCCCCUCACCGUCAAUCUGGCCCACAAUGCCAUUGGCAUGGCCCUCAAUCCAAAGAUCAGGAUAUCCGUGACGAAUGCCCCACUUCCGUACACCACCGACACGAUCCUCACGCAGCUCUCGACGGGCAAUAAUCUGGGCACCCAAUUGGCCAUCAAUUUGUGCUUCUGCAUGUGCUUCGUCAGCUCCAUUUAUAUCCUGUUCAUGAUCAAGGAGCGCGAAUCGCGGGCCAAGCUCCUCCAGUUCGUGGGCGGAGUCAAGGUGUGGACCUUCUGGCUGUCGCAAUUCAUUUGCGACUUUGCCACCUACAUCUUUACAGCGUUCAUUAUGAUCCUCACGAUACUGUGCUUCCAAGAGGCGGGUCUCUCGUCCUUCGGGGAGCUGGCACGUUACUUCCUGCUGCUGCUGCUCUUUGGCUUCUCGGCGCUGCCGUUCAUCUACAUCAUGUCGCUCUUCUUUAAGGAGCCCGCCACCGGGUUUGCCCGCGUCUCCAUCGUCAAUAUCUUCUGCGGAAUGGCUCUGUUUAUUGUCGUUGUGGUUAUGUCCUCGGAUUUCUUCGAUACCAAGGACACCGCAGACGUUCUGGGCUGGGUUUUCCGCAUCUUUCCACACUUUUCGCUGGCCAUGGGCCUCAACAAGGUGUACAUCAAUACGGCCACAAGGAAUGCCUGCGAGAAGCUGGGCCUGCCACCCGUACUGCUCUGCGAAAUGCUACCCAAAUGUUGCAAUAUGAAGCCAUGGUUUGCUUGGGCGGAGCCUGGCGUCGGCCCCGAAACCACCUACAUGAUCACAACGGGCGUUGUUUUUUUCCUCAUCAUCAUCGUCCUGGAAUUCAGAAUCAUCGGCGAGCUCAUCUACAAGAUACGCCAAGCGUUAAGUAAGCCACCACCGCCACCCGUGGAGGGUUAUCUGGAUGACGAUGUGGCCCAGGAGCGGGAGCGCAUUUUCAAUAUGAGUACCCCCGAAUUGGCCGCCAAGAAUCUGGUGUUGGAUCGUGUGACCAAAUAUUAUGGCAACUUUUUGGCCGUCAAUCAAGUGUCGCUCUGCGUGCAGGAGGUCGAGUGCUUCGGACUGUUGGGCGUGAAUGGAGCGGGCAAGACGACCACCUUCAAGAUGAUGACUGGCGACGAGCGCAUCAGCUCGGGGGCGGCCUAUGUGCAGGGCUUGAGCCUGGAAUCGGACAUGAAUAGCAUCUACAAGAUGAUCGGCUACUGUCCGCAGUUCGACGCCCUGCUGGACGAUCUGACGGGGCGCGAGGUGCUGCGCAUUUUCUGCCUGUUGCGUGGCGUCCAGGAGGGACGGAUCAAGCAGCUGUCGGAGGAUCUGGCGAAGUCGUUUGGCUUCAUGAAGCACAUAGAUAAGCGAACGGCCGCCUACAGCGGUGGCAACAAGCGGAAGCUGAGCACCGCCAUAGCCGUCAUUGGCAGCCCCUCGGUGGUGUACCUGGAUGAGCCGACAACGGGAAUGGAUCCGGCGGCACGUCGCCAGCUGUGGAACAUGGUCUGUCGCAUCCGUGACUCGGGCAAAUCGAUUGUCCUCACCUCCCACAGCAUGGAGGAGUGCGAGGCUCUAUGCACGCGUCUGGCCAUCAUGGUCAAUGGCGAGUUCAAGUGCAUUGGCAGCACGCAGCAUCUAAAGAACAAGUUCUCCAAGGGACUGAUCCUGAAGAUCAAGGUGCGACGGAAUCUGGAGGCACUGCGACAGAUGCGGCACAGCAGCAGCUUCGCAGCGGGCACAAGGAAUGCCGAUGAGCAGACGGUGCCCGAGCAGAUGGCACAGCAGAGCAUCAACCAAGUGAAGGAGUUUGUGGAGCGCGAAUUUCCACAUUCCAUAUUGCAAGAGGAAUAUCAGGGCAUUUUAACAUUCUACAUUCCAUUGACGGGCGUCAAAUGGUCGCGUAUCUUUGGCCUAAUGGAGAGCAAUCGCGAGGAGUUGAAUGUCGAAGACUAUUCGGUCAGUCAGACCACAUUGGAGGAGAUAUUCCUCGAGUUUGCCAAGUACCAGCGCGAGGAUACGCGUGCCCAACAGUGAGCGCAUACAACACGCAUACUAGUUGUUGCUAAUCCUCCCCGUUGGCUUUUAUAACUUAUGGGUUUUUUUUUGAAUGCCUCAUCAGACCUAUUUCGAGAAUCAACGCCAUGCCACUCAUUUCUAUGUCUCAUGCAUCACCACUCAUCACGAAUGCACAGGAGCAGGAAACACUUUUGCCAUCCGCGAUCUUUCGUUGUAGUUUUCUUGUAGUUAUUUUAGUAGUGUCUAAUCCCAAUACUCCUCUCCCCCCCAUAUCUUUAUUGACACAAACCAACCAACCAACCAACCAACCAAACAGCAGCUAACUUUUCCGCAUGGCUUGUAGACCUAUCUUCAAUUCUGCAAUCUGCUAUCUCUUAUCCUAUAUCGAUGUCCAUAUUGCUAAUGCUAAUGUAUGACUAUGUAACGUUUUUGUUCCUUCCCCCCCUGAAAAAAGCAGCCAAGGCCACCUCUCAAAGUUGAGAAAACUAUGCAAAUCCCUUCUAGAUAAUGAGUAUUGAAUGAAACCAACUACCUAAACGGAUCUAAUCGGAUCUUCUGUGACCUGAUGCCCGAAACACACACAAAAUAGUUUCUAAGACUCUAAACAAAAGAAACCCAGACAAAAGAUAAUGCAACGUGAAUGCCUUGUUACCUUGUGAUCUACUAGCGAAAUUACACACCUAAACAUAACAUAACAGAGAGAUCUACCAUAUAUAUAUAUACACACAUAUAUAUAUAUAUAUAUAUAUAUAUAUCGUAUAACGUAUAACGUAUAACGUAUCUGCCUGAAAUGCACGAUAAGUUCCAAAGAUUUUUACGUAUCAUUUUAUCAUUUUUAAUUUUUUUUUAUUUUUUUGUUGUUUUUGUUUCCAUUUUAUAUUUUGUAUCUUGUUCUGCCAUCAAAAGUAUUCUUCUUUAAGGUACACAAAAGAAUUGGCGCUUUACAUUUAUAGCUUUAAAAAAAAGUCAACUCGAUGUACUUUGAUGUAUUUUUAUUAUGAAUGUUUGUACUUACGAUUUCGGGGGCUAAAACCAAACUGUAAAUACUAUAGUUGCGAUUUUACUAUGGAACCUGAGCGAUAACAUUAAAUGUGUAAUAAACGGAAAUAAAUAUUUAA